Molecule: messenger RNA, 2631 nt
Organism: Helicoverpa zea (corn earworm)
Lineage: Eukaryota; Metazoa; Arthropoda; Insecta; Lepidoptera; Noctuidae
Product: apyrase-like
Exons: 11
Coding region: 69-1700 (543 amino acids)
Biological process (GO): AMP catabolic process
Cellular component (GO): plasma membrane
Molecular function (GO): metal ion binding; 5'-nucleotidase activity; nucleotide binding
Source: RefSeq, a predicted model, not a curated record
CGAUUAGUUCCAAUAUUUUAUAUCAUUUUGCCUAAUGUGUACAAGUGCCUACUGAUGUUUUAGCUAAAAUGCAUAGAUUAUUAUCGUUAUUUUCAUAUGCUCUAGCUUUAAGUGUUCUAAGUGCAUCAGGAUAUGAGCUGAAUAUUCUGCAUUAUAAUGACUUCCAUGCGAGAUUCGUAGAGACUAGCCCAAUAGGAACAGUUUGUAACCCAUCAGUCGCUCCAUGUAUUGGUGGCUUCGCUCGCCUCGCGACUCUGGUCCGCGAGCGCUUGAAAGAUGAACCUGAGUCCUUGCUCCUCAAUGCAGGUGACAGCUUCCAAGGGACCAUUUGGUACAAUAUUCUGAGAUGGAACGUUACUCAAGAUUUUAUGAAUUUGCUGCCUCAUGAUGCUCAUGUAUUAGGAAAUCAUGAGUUUGACAACGGCAUCGAGGGUGUUGUUCCUUACUUAGAAUAUUUAGACUCAACAGUAGUCACAGCUAACAUCAUUGAUGACUUAGAACCGACUAUGCAAGGGAAGUACGAAAAAAGUACAAUUGUAGUAAAAAAUGGCAGAAGAAUUGGUAUCAUUGGUGUUAUUAUUGCUACCACUGAUAUCUUAGCUUCAACGGGUAAUCUCAAAUUCACAGAUGAAGUUGAGACUGUAAAGGAAGAAGCUGAGAAACUGAAUGCACAAGGUGUUGAUAUAAUUGUAGUUUUGUCUCACUGUGGUCUUGACAUUGACAGAGAAAUUGCACUUCACGCAGGUCCCCAUAUUGACAUCAUUGUUGGAGGCCAUAGUCAUACUUUGCUAUUCAAUGGAGAUGUUCCUGAGAACAGUGGUUUUAUUCCAUUAGGACCUUACCCGGUGGUAGUAGAACAAGCAACUAGAAAAGUUUUAAUAGUACAAGCAGCAGCGCAUACACAAUAUUUGGGUGAAAUAAAGUUGACAUUCGAUGAUAGUGGCCAUCUCUUGAGUUGGGCUGGUAAUCCUCAUUACAUUGGAAAUGAAAUCGAGCAAGCACCAGAUGUUUUAGAAAAAGUUAAUCAAUACCUACCUCUGGUUGAUGAGUUGGCUUCCCAGGAGAUCGGAGAAUCCAUGGUGCAACUAUCAGCCAACUGCGCCUGCUCCGAGUGCAAUCUCGGUAGCUUAAUCUGUGAUGCUUUUAUGCAUGCCGCGCUACAAAGAGCUGGAAGUGACAGGUGGAACUACGCACACUUUUGUGUCAUCAAUCAGGGUGGAAUUAGAACGGAUAUAGAUAGAGGAGUGGUUACUUACGAGUCGGUGAUACAGUCCACUCCCUUUGAGAACAACGUUGAAGUUUUCGAUUUAAAAGGCGAACAUAUUAUGGAAAUGUUGGAGUUUUCUGUGGCCAACGACCCUUAUUUGGGCGCGAGGAUGUUACAAGUGUCAGGAAUGAGGGCAGUUUUUGAUGGAGCCCGUCCAGUAGGGAAUCGAGUGCUCAAUGUAACCAUUCGAUGCAUAGAAUGCGAUGUACCAAAAUAUGAGCCUUUGUUACUCGAAAAAUAUUACAAAGUUGUAUCAACCGACUUCAUAGGCAAUGGCGGGGGCAAUUACAAUAUGAUAAGUGAAAAUCGUAAGAAUGUAGAAGUUCUGGGAGUCGACUACGAUGUUCUAAUGGACUACAUACGUCAUCAAUCGCCAGUUUUUGCCGAAACAGAUGGCCGAAUGACGAUUAGCAAUCCUUGUACUGAGAACUAAUUGAAAAAUAGGUGGUCAUUUUUUAUGACACAAUGUACUUACGUUUUUAUGAUUACUGAUUUGACUUGACUUAUUUUACUGAUUUCAUUUACUGAAAUAUUUCUAGAAUACCUUAUACGUGAGUACUUGAAAUAUUAGGUAUUCAAAUGAGAAAACAAACUUAUCAUAAUAAAUUCAACUAGAUUAAGUUCCAAAGAUAUAACUUUUAUCUCAAUCUAAAAAAGAAUCAAAGAAAUGUUGCAAGCAUUAAAAAUAUUCGCCUUCACAAGAUUUAUAUACUGCAAAAGCGAAUUGUCGAGAAUAUAAAAAGUUUCACAAAUUAAUUGCCAUAAUAAAUUAUUCAGAGAAAUGAUCACUAGCACGAAUUGGUCCUGAAAAAAUCUAGUUAGUCACGGACCCAGAAUCGUUAUUCAUCUUAUUGAAAAACUUAUUUUAAUGGAGUAUGAAUGAUUCUUAUAUUCUCGGGUAUCUGUAAAAUGAAUGGAUUUAUUGAGGAAGCUUUUCAGUACAUAAUGUAGAAAGGAUUUUUACAUGAUAUUGGAGAUUUUAGGAUCCUUUAAUGUGCUUCUCGAGAAAUGACACGUCGACUUUUGUUCAUCUUCACCAUAACAUAUUACUAUUUAUAGUUUUUGAAAUCAGUUUUAGGCACUCACUUAAUAAAUAAAUACUCAAUUGAAAAGUAACUGAAAUUCAAAUAUACAUCCAUCAAAUGUAAACAGAAAACUUAUCAAGUUGGGAUGCAGCUUUUGCAUUCAUUUUAAAAGUCGUCGCAGUUUUAAUGAAAAAUAUUUGAGGAGGCAAGUUUCGCCGACUGAAAGACAAUUAAAAACAGUUUUCUUUUCAACACUGGUGCCGGGAAGUAUUUUUCUUCGGCCAGUUUCUUCGAAUUAAACUGGAAUUUAUAAGUAAAAGCGACCUCUGUCGGAGUAAA